AUGACGACCACCGCGCAAGGAUCGGGAUCGCUGGAUAAUCUACAUCUGGCCCCGCUUCGUUCGCUAAGCGAUUUCCUGCUGGAAUCGGCCCGCUUUCAGCUACCCAACUUCCAGGACUGGGAAAAGUGGGGUAACCGGGUGGUGAACAAUUUGCUCUACUACCAAACCAACUACUUCCUGAUGAGUGCCGCCGUAUUUCUUCUCGUUGGAUUGAUCCACCCGAUGAAGGUGUUGCUUGGGUUGACGAUCAUUGUGGCGCUGGUGUACGUGUUUGUUCGCUUCUUUGCCCAGGAUGCACGCCGCUCGGUCGGUGCCGAUCCAAACCAGCAACCGAACAAGUGGGUCGUACUGGCUGGCACCAUUGCCGGCAGCUACCUGGUACUGUACCUGUUUGAUUCUGUGCUGAUUGUAGCAUUUGCCAUAUUGCUUCCAUUCUCGCUUACUUUCGUGCAUGCAUCGUUGCGGCUGAGGAAUAUUAAGAACAAAAUCACCAAUGCAGUGGAAAUCGUUGGCGUGAAACAGUCACCGAUGGGACAGUUUCUGGAAGCAAUGGGUUUGAUGCCAACGGCAUUUUAA
Molecule: messenger RNA, 576 nt
Organism: Anopheles marshallii
Lineage: Eukaryota; Metazoa; Arthropoda; Insecta; Diptera; Culicidae
Product: PRA1 family protein 3
Exons: 2
Coding region: 1-576 (191 amino acids)
Cellular component (GO): membrane
Source: RefSeq, a predicted model, not a curated record